CAAACGUUGCUACAUAAGUAUAUUCCACUGUCGUCUCUCCCUCUCUUCCGUAUUUCUAAGGCCUUGUUUGGUUGGGUUGCCCCUCGUUUCUCAUUGCCUUUCACAAAAGAGUUUCGGCCUUGCUCUCUCUCUUAUCUGUUCCUCAAAACCCAUUAGCGCAGAAAACACCCGCGAACCCAGAAGAAGAAGAAGAAGAAGAAGAUUCAAAGCCAUAGGCUUUAGAUCCGCUCUGUAUCCAAUCAAUCAUGGCGACUCCUGAAAUUCUUAACAGAGAAGACGGCCUUUUCCUCUCCUCUCCUCUCCUGGAACCUCGAAAUGGAGAGAGUGACAAAUCUCGUGGCAUGUCAAUUGAGAAGAAGAUUGAGUUUCUUGAGAGCUUGGCUGGAACGGUAAGCAACAGACGGUCUCGAAGAUGGAUAAACGAUCGUCUUUUGAUGGAACUUGUUCCUCGUCUAAAUGCAGAAGAAAUUAGAGGCUUGUUUGCUCCACCACCUUGGGGUGAUGAUGUACCGCUGUCACCAUUUUGCAUGACUAAUGUACGAGAGUGGGACACAUUUAGGAAUAUAGACAUGGACAAACAGGCUAAUAUCAUUGGUUCCUCAAUAAGCUCCUGUGCAAAGAAUAAGGGUCCUGUUGAUGCUGAUAAAAUGGCUGUGUUAAAUGCAUGGCGAAGGAUUGAUUCUCGAACAAGACAGGCACUUCGUCGUGGCGUUGUUUCAGAGCUUAUUGAGUGCUAUGAGGAGCGCAUAAGGGCUUUUGUGAGAGAGACUGAAGAUGGAGAUGGUCUCAUCCUGCAGGUUCAAGAUCCUUUCCGUCGAUUGUUGCUCCAUGGUGUUUGUGAGUUCUACAACUUGGUGUCGGUGACGGUUACUGAAUCAGAGAAUGGGGAGGCAAUUAAGGUGACAAAGAUAACAAAGAAAAAGGGGCGUUCAAUUGAACUUCCAAAUAUCACUCUAUCCCAUUUCUUGAAGAUGUCCAAGCAAGGAAUGUGGUGAUUCCAUUUCCAUUUGGUUAACUUAAAAUGUAUAAUAAAAUCUGGGCGUACUGUGGUGUCAGUAACCUUGUGUGUUAGCAGCAUGAUGUAAAUUAUCAAGUCACUUUGCCCUGAUUAUUAGCUCCUGUAAAUUAUCUAGGUUUGUUUUCCGUGAAAAGAUUUUCUAAAUGUACUAUAUCCGUCAGUCAACGAAUGAAGUUGAUUGUAAAUUUAGGACAUGUGAUUAUAAUUUACAAAUUUGUUUUUCUUCAGAAA
Molecule: messenger RNA, 1249 nt
Organism: Prunus avium (sweet cherry)
Lineage: Eukaryota; Viridiplantae; Streptophyta; Magnoliopsida; Rosales; Rosaceae
Product: R3H domain protein
Molecular function (GO): nucleic acid binding
Source: RefSeq, a predicted model, not a curated record